Molecule: messenger RNA, 1467 nt
Organism: Cuscuta campestris
Lineage: Eukaryota; Viridiplantae; Streptophyta; Magnoliopsida; Solanales; Convolvulaceae
Source: the annotation of a GenBank genome assembly
UUCAAUAGCAAAUUAGACAUUGUUGAACUCGUCUUCUCCCACCAGCUCCGUCGGUAUCUUCCACGGGACACCUUCAAACUGAGAAUUAAAAAUCAACAUCAACAACCGUUUCUCCCACCGCUUGCAAUUCAAUCCCUAGAUUCGGAUCAGAAUCACAGCCGGUACUCUUUGACAAUGGCGGUUAAAGGGAAACACGGCCGAGCCCCGUCGCGGACGCCGGCGUCCUUGGCAACCUUGGCCUUCGCCGUCUUCGUAAUGCUCUCCUUUUUUGUUUUGAUUCUCCUCGACUUUGGAAUUCUCUCGAUUCCUAGCAGCUCCAGAGGCUCUCAGAAAGCCCACGAUCUCAGCUCGAUCGCACACAAUACAGUAGAAAGAAAAGGAGAUGGAGAAAAUGAUGGUAGAAAAAGAGAUACUUGGGUUGAGAUGAUUUCCUGGGAGCCUCGGGCCUUUGUUUAUCACAAUUUCUUGUCCAAGGAAGAAUGUGAAUAUUUGAUUAACCUUGCUAAACCCCACAUGCAAAAGUCAACUGUGGUUGAUAGUGAAACUGGCAAGAGCAAAGAUAGCAGAGUGCGAACAAGCUCGGGAACAUUUCUUCCUAGAGGACGUGAUAAAAUGGUCAGGGAGAUUGAGAAAAGGAUUGCAGAUUUCACCUUCAUACCUGUGGAAAAUGGGGAAGGCCUUCAGAUUCUCCACUAUGAAGUGGGCCAAAAGUAUGAACCCCACUACGAUUACUUUCUUGAUGAUUUCAACACUAAGAAUGGGGGUCAGCGCAUUGCUACAGUGCUCAUGUACUUAUCAGAAGUUGAUGAAGGUGGGGAAACAGUAUUCCCUGCAGCCAAGGGAAAUUUUAGUGAUGUUCCUUGGUGGGAUGAACUAUCAGACUGUGGAAAAGGUGGACUAUCUGUAAAACCAAAGAUGGGUGAUGCAUUGCUUUUUUGGAGCAUGAAGCCUGAUGCAACUCUUGACCCAUCUAGUCUGCAUGGUGGGUGCCCGGUCAUCAAAGGGAACAAGUGGUCAUCUACAAAAUGGAUGCGUGUUCAUGAGUACAAGGCUUAACGAAACAUGGAUUCUGUAGUGAGUUUUUUGCUUUCCAUUUGUGCCGGGUGGGGUAACUACUUGCUUGCUUUAUGUCCAGACUUCAAUGUGUAUUUGAAUGCACCUAUUGCUGUACGACUUUGUAUCACGCAACUGUUAAGGAUCUUUCAGGCACCAACAUGCUAUCAUGGCAGUAGGCAUCCGGAUAUUUCUUGGUGCGGCCAUUCCUAAUUUCUGCCCUCAUAAAAGAAAUAAGUUCCACAGAAGGAAGAUGCAGUUAUUUUAUGUUCAUUGGGAGCUUUUGUAUAUUGCUGUCCUUGUUUACUGUCAAUGAAUUGCGUCAAAUUGGGCAUUCAUCAUUACAGAAAUAAAAGUCACUAGAAUUUUGAUGCUCAUUUACACACUAAUUUAUAAGAAAAAGCAUGUUUUUUU